Penicillium brevicompactum is the source of this 1866-nucleotide messenger RNA. RefSeq names its product acetyl-CoA synthetase-like protein. The record is from RefSeq and is a predicted model, not a curated record. Gene Ontology annotation, molecular function: catalytic activity. The transcript has a single exon. The coding region runs from base 1 to 1866 and encodes 621 amino acids. NCBI's taxonomy places the organism in Eukaryota, Fungi, Ascomycota, Eurotiomycetes, Eurotiales, Aspergillaceae.
AUGAGCACGGCCAACCAUGCAUUCAAUACGGAGCCUGUUGAGAUUGUCCACGCAGCUCUUUUGCACGCAUUUACCAACACAUUCCACGACCGCUACCCACCGCCUUUCUUCAGCGAGGAGCAGGGUCGAGAAGCCUGUGACUCUUCUGUCAACCUUUCGAGAACCGUGGGCUGCUUUACCACCAUCUCCAUCAUUUCAGCCUUAGCUACACGCAGCAACAGCCUCACAGACAUGGUCCGUUGUGUUAAAGAUUCGCGCAGGCAGAGACCACGCAAUUGCCUAUCGCAUUGCACACCCCGGAGCCUUAGUCUCGCUGAUCAACAUGCAUUCGAGAUCAAAGACCCUGUGGAAAUUAUUUUCAGUUAUACGGACUUGAGUCAACAGUUCAAUAACCCGGAUUCCCUGUUCCAGCGAUGCAACAUUGCUUUCACGCAGUCUCCUGUUACGGUGACUAAUUUGGCGCGGUUUGCGCUAAUUGACAUAGCCGCAUCAGUUGUUCAGGGCCAGCUCAAGAUUGAAAUCACGUACAACAAGGAGAUGAAAGGACAAGACAGGAUAAUCCAGUGGAUUGGCAAAUCCGAGUGCUCGCUGAAAGCUGCAGCGGAGGAACUCCCGUUACUGAAACCAUGCUACACUAUUUGCGACUUCCCCUUGCUUUCGCUGUCUGAUACUACUCUGGACGAGCUUUCAAGAAGAGUUCUCCCGCACCUGGGCCUUUCUUCCGACCAAGUCCAAGAUAUCUAUCCCUCCGCUCCCGUGCAGCAGGGAAUGAUGAUGAGUCAGGCUAAGAGUCCAAGGCCCUACUGGACUAGAGUGCGAUGGACAGUGAAGUCGACAGGCACGCAGCCAGUCGACCUUGAUCGGUUGAAGCGUGCAUGGAAAUUAGUCGCGAGCCGGCACUCAAUCUUGAGGACAAUCUUCAUUGACGCUCUUGAGCCCAGCAAGAUCAAAAACCAGUUAGUGCUGAAGGACCCUCCGGUGGAUGUCAGCGUCUUGUGUACCGACCAGGCAGUUCCCCCGGUACCAACUAGCAACUUCAAAUGGCACACCGAUAUUUUCAACAGGAGAGACACACCACAGCAUUCUCUGGUUCUGGUACAAACAGCAUCUGGGAACUUGUUUUGUGAUUUGGAAAUCAAUCAUACCAUGUUCGAUGGCUAUUCCCUGAGCCUCAUAAGGCAAGAGAUAUGUGCAGCGUACACUGGUACCCUUUCCACUACACCAGCACCGCCAUACAAGAUGUACAUUGAUUACCUACAUAAACUGCCCAUGGAUGAAGGGAAACAAUUUUGGCAAAGUUAUCUUCAGGAGGCUCAGGCCUGUCACUUCCCAACGCUCUGGCAAACAGUCACAUCGCACAACCCAAAAGAUCGCACAGUCUUCUCGAUCUCGCUGGACUCGGCCACUCACCAUGCUCUGCUUGCUUUCUGUCAGCGGCAUGGGGUUACAUCCUCGAACGUGUUCUAUCUGGCCUGGGGACUCCUGCUUCGUGCCGUUACUGGCUCUGACAAGGUUUGUUUCGGAUAUGCAACGUCUGGACGUGAUGCCCCUUUCCCCGGGGUUGACAUGGUUGUUGGUCCUCUCAUCAACAUGCUCCUGUGUUUUCUCGAUUUUGAGACUCAGUCUUCGGUGCUGUCGACCAUGCAGAAGGUCCAGGAAGACUAUCUCGCUGCCUUAAGGUUUCAGUUCAUUCCACUCGGCAAAGCAAUGCAACUUUCAGGAACCUUCGGUCAGGGGAUCGUCAACACUGCGGUGUUUGCCCAGGUUGGUCCAACUGAUAAGGACAGAAACCAACACGAAAUUUCAAUAUCAGAUCAGACAGGUCGUGGGUCGCCAGAUGUAUGUGUGCCUCCUAUUUUGCCUUAG